Molecule: messenger RNA, 1145 nt
Organism: Protomyces lactucae-debilis
Lineage: Eukaryota; Fungi; Ascomycota; Taphrinomycetes; Taphrinales; Protomycetaceae
Exons: 2
Coding region: 1-966 (321 amino acids)
Source: RefSeq, a predicted model, not a curated record
AUGGGCCUUUUAUAUCCUCUCAUCUACGGCUACAAGUUCACGACCUCCAAGAUGCCCAGCCAGACCGGUAAGGUUGUCAUUGUGACAGGCGCCAACACUGGCAUUGGGUACGAGACUGCACUCGAGAAUGCUUUGCGUGGUGCAAAAGUAUACAUUGGCGCACGAUCAGAGGCUCGCGCUCAGAAAGCCAUAUCCAGGAUUCGUGCUCGAAACCCAAGUGGAACGGUCGAGUGGCUCAAAUUGGACCUUCAAGACCUGUCGAGCGUGCAAGCAGCUGCCAAGGCAUUCAGCGAUAAGGAAGGCAGACUGGAUGUGCUGUACAACAAUGCAGGCAUCAUGGCAGUGCCGUAUGAAUUGACCAAGGACGGUAUCGAGAGUCAAUUCCAAACCAACCAUCUUGGACCCUUCCUCUUCACCAAUCUCUUGUUGCCCAAACUUCAAAACUCCAAGGAUCCGCGUAUUGUCGUAACGGCUUCCGCUGCACACAUCACCUUUACCGCAACGAAAGAAUCUUACAGCAGCCUCGAAGCAGUCAAUGGCGACCUUGGCUCCACCAUCGCGCGUUACGGGCAGAGUAAAUUGGCCAACAUUCUCUUUGCCAUGGAACUUGCAGAUCGUUUCCCCAACAUCAAGUCAAACGCUUGUCACCCGGGCAUCAUCAACUCGGACCUCAACCGCGGUAUAGGUGCAUCGUACGGCAAGGUUGCUCAAGUUGUGACGGAAGCUACAGUCUGGUUCAACGCUUCGGUGUUGGGUACAUUGCUCUCGUCUCCUCAAGGUGCUUUGACGCAACUGUACCUUGGUACAUCAGAGGAAAUCAGGAGCCAAGGUAUCAGCGGCAGGUACUUCCAGCCUAUUGCCCAAGAGACAAAGCCAAGUGCAUCAGCAACGAAAGACCAGGCAGUCAAGCUCUGGAAGACGUCAGAGGAGAUUUUGAGGCAGAAGGGAUUCAAGCUUACACUGUGAAACGUAGUCACGUAAUGAAAAUGCUGUAGAAUCUUAGACAAGUCCUGCAUGGUAGACUAUUGUCGAGACAAGCUGAUUGCAUCAGAGCGACGGAGGGUCGUCGACCAUACCCGUACAGGGCGGCAGGUGUAUAGACAGUCGAGAAGGAAGGAUCCAUUACUCCGCCACAAUGGCUGAGU